CGUUUUCAAAAUAGCGUAAAUCAUGGGGUGGGGAUGGAGUAGCCCCUCCAACGUAAACACACGUAAACAUUAGCCCAUAUCUCCAGAGGAAUGAUAAAGCUGCAAUAAAAGUGAAAAAGCAGCAGAAUAAUCUCGUUAAUGUAAUUCGAAAGCAGCGAACGUACAACGAUGAUAAUCCGGAAAAAGGUGUGGCCGCGAACUAUCAGUGAUCUACUGUCGAUGACCUUCGUUCUAAUCAUAGCGCCUCUCCUGUACUGGUUCGGACUAUGGAUAGUGCUGCCGGGAUUGUACGGGAACGAGAAUCCUGUAGCGUACACGUUCCAUUUCAUCCUUGGCAGCUUCAUCAUGCUGAAUAUUAUAGGCAAUUUCACGUACACGGUACUGUGCGAUACCAGCAUUGGCGGCGGACGCAUCGUGCCGAUAAGCACCGCAAGCGUGACUGACGGAUGGCGGUUGUGUGCAACCUGUGAAUGUCUGUCGCCGCCGCGUUCAUGGCAUUGCAAUAUCUGCGACACCUGCAUCCUCAAGCGCGAUCACCACUGCGUGUUCACCGGCUGUUGUGUAGGCUACUAUAAUCACAGGUACUUCGUCAUGUUCCUGUGGUACCUGUUCCUUGGCGCAGCAUACGCCUUCUGUUAUGGUAGCCUCUUUAUCUGGAGCAGGAUACCCUUUGAAUUCCCGAUGUCUAUCAUCAAGAUGGUCUUUCCAGUGGCAAUCUUCUUCUUUGGCUUCGACAGUUCCAUUGAUCAGUUCUACUUAUUGCUAUACGUCGUUUCUGCAGUGGGCACUUUGUAUACUGGAGUAUUGUGUGUUUAUCACUUUAAUUUGAUUUUCAAGGGUGUUGUGGGCAAUGAAAGCAACAAAAAAGAUUUUACUUAUGACGUGGGUUGGAAGGAUAACAUUAAGGAAGUGUUUGGUGAACAAUGGUAUGUGGCAUGGUUGCUUCCUUAUGUAAAGUCACAGUUACCUCAUGACGGAAUCUCUUGGGAUCACUUGUGUUCGAAGAAAGAUUGAAUUACUUCAAUUGAUUGUCGUGACUUUCCACAAACUGUGAAAUGUGUUAGGAGCAAGCUUUUCUUGUCUGUAUUAAAAAAUAUCAAAGAAAUGACCAAAGAACAAAGAUUAUUCAGUAAUAAGCAAGAGAAUUUAGACCAAUAUGUGAAAACAAUCAAUUAAAGAAAAGCCUAUCCAGUCAUAGUUGGAUUUUUGUGCUAAUAUUGUGUGAUUUUAUAUACAUUUUCAAGUUUAUUAAUUCAAUAUCUGAAAAAACUAUACUUUUUUAACCAAAGGAGUUGAAUUAAUAAUUUAUUACAAAAUGUAUCUAUUCUGUACAAUUAUUGUAGAUAAGAUUUAUAUCAAACAGGUAGUAUUAUAUAAUUUUAUUGAAUUAUAUAUACAAUGUAUUUUUUGGCACUAAAAUUACAUUAGCAUUAAUUAUCAAUAUUGUCUAUAUUAAAGCUGUAUGAAUGUAUCAAGUUCUAAAUUUUGGAUUUUCUUAAAAAGAUUCUUCAAUAUUUUCACAUGUAUAGAAGCUUAAUCAAAUUUUGCAAAUCAGUUCAUGAUUAACAGAUUACAUGCAUUCCUGAAUUUUUUCCAUUUGACUAGUUUUUUUAAACUUCAUAAUUUUCUAAAGCACACAUUGAAUCUUACAAAAAAAAGUUUUAAAUCAUUUAAUCGUAAAAUGUAUAAUUACAAAAAACUAUAUUCAUAAAAAAGAAUGGAGUUUAAAGAACAUUUUAGAAAAAAAUUAUGUUCCUGCAUUAUUCCAUGUCAAAGUUUGGAAAUAUGUUCAUGAAUUACAGUUCUGUUUAAACAUAAUGUUAUGCUGAAAAUGUGGUAAGGAGACUUGUUUCUACAUUAAAAUUAUUGGUAUAAACAA
Solenopsis invicta (red fire ant) is the source of this 1879-nucleotide messenger RNA. Its product is annotated as probable palmitoyltransferase ZDHHC24. Gene Ontology annotation, molecular function: palmitoyltransferase activity. Lineage: Eukaryota; Metazoa; Arthropoda; Insecta; Hymenoptera; Formicidae. The record is from RefSeq and is a predicted model, not a curated record. The coding region runs from base 169 to 1014 and encodes 281 amino acids. The transcript has a single exon.